Molecule: messenger RNA, 438 nt
Organism: Trematosphaeria pertusa
Lineage: Eukaryota; Fungi; Ascomycota; Dothideomycetes; Pleosporales; Trematosphaeriaceae
Exons: 1
Coding region: 90-389 (99 amino acids)
Source: RefSeq, a predicted model, not a curated record
GAAAGGAGGGCUGGCGACCUGGAGAGGGUAGCAACGUGCAUGGCUUCCAGUAUCUGGACCAAGGCAAGUCUUUUCUUGAGAAGCACCGAAUGUCGUUGUCGACAUGGGCUUCGCUCGGGCUUCGCUCGGGCUACGGAACUGAUCCUGGCUGGAACAGGAUUAGGAUACCCAAGUGUUCCAUAACCCAAGAGAUCGCUCCUAGGCGGCAUCCUUCGGCGUACGUCUGUUGUUUUCGACGGCGAUUCCCCAUGGCCAAGCCUAUUAUUUGGAAAGAAACCAUGUCUGUAUUCUCUGCUCCAUCUCUCACCCUCCUCGUUCUGCUACCGCUCGCCUGCCUCAACCGAUGCAGACUCCCAGAAGCCAUGGGAGGUGGUGGCAAAGAGUACUAGCUUAGAAAUGGACUCGUACAGAGAUGAUUCCAACCCACACCUUUACAUC